CAGAAAUGUACAUUUGCUUGCGAAGGUGAUGAACAAGUAGCAUUGGUCAAUAAAGAAUCCUGUGUACUCAAGCAGCUAUCCCCUGGUGGUGCAAAAAAUCAAGUUAAAAUAGGAGGUGAGAUUGCUGUGGAAAUGGGAUUCUGCGUGGAAGGCCAAUGUGUUCCACCGGGCAGCCAGGGGCCCCCAUCAAAUGGAAAGCCCCCCCGUGACACAAACCCGGAUUGUGCAGCUUGGAAAAAGAAGAAAGCUGAUUAUCCUUACAACAACUGCACAUUUAUAUGCGAAGGGGAUGAAGAUGUGUUGCUCAACAGUAGGCAAUUUUGUGUUCUGAAACCUCAAGCCCCUAAGAAAACUCAUGUUAAUGGUGGCGACCAGGACACUGCCGACUUAGGAGUCUGCGUAGGUGGCAGAUGUAUUCCAAACAAUAUCCAGACGCCGGAAACAACUAGAAAGCCAGGACCCCCACGUGACACGAAUCCAGAUUGUAAUGCUUGGAGGAAAAAUCUAACGAAUUACCUUUAUCGCAACUGCAUGUUUGUAUGCGAAGGAGAUGAAGAAGUGCCUUUGAGCAAUAAACAAUCUUGCGUCCUCAACUCGACAUCUGAACAGGAUACGAAAAAUCAAGUAAACGGGGGAGAGCUAGGCACCGUAGAGAUGGGAUACUGCAAAGACGGCAAAUGUGUUCCCUUGGACAACAAGGCACCUAUUACUACUAUAAAGCCACAACCUCCCAAGGACAAGAACCCAGAUUGUUACGCUUGGGAGAAGAAUCAAACUAAUUACCUAUACCACAGCUGUACAUUUGUUUGCCAACUGGAUGAAGAAGUGCCAUUGAACAAUGGACAAUCUUGUGUCCUUAAGCCUGCAUCUGGAUCUCCUUCAAAAGAUGCAAGCGAAGGUGGAGAGCUGGGAACUGCCGACAUUGGACACUGCGUGGAUGGCAAAUGUGUUCGCCCGAACAGCAAGGCACCAUUGAUAACAACGAAACAGCCAGGACCCCCACGUGACACUAAUCCAGAUUGUACUGCUUGGAGGACAAAUCGAACUGAUAAUCUCUAUCACACCUGCACGUUCACCUGCGAAGGAGACGAAAGAGUGGCUUUGCAAAAUAAGGAAUCUUGUGUUCGUCAACCUUCGCCUGGGUCACCUUCAAAACAUCCAGGCAGAGAAAAAGACCUGGGAACUGUAGACAUGGGACAAUGCGUGGAUGGCAAAUGUGUUCCGCUGAACAGCAACGCCCCAACGUCUAAACAGCCACGACCUCCAAAGGAAACUAAUCCUGAUUGUACUGCUUGGAUGACGAAUCGCACAGUGAGUAUUUUCUGCAUUCCCCUCUUCUGCACUGUUCCCUCUGUCCUUAAGAAUACUAAUCUCCUUGGCCUAUCUGCUCGGGGUUUUACGAUGCUGCCUGCUGUCGUAAGGUGGGCUACCUACCAAGUACUUCACCUAGUAGAAUCGCAUGUGCAGUCACGCCAGUAG
Molecule: messenger RNA, 1479 nt
Organism: Rhipicephalus microplus (southern cattle tick)
Lineage: Eukaryota; Metazoa; Arthropoda; Arachnida; Ixodida; Ixodidae
Source: RefSeq, a predicted model, not a curated record